Porites lobata is the source of this 4284-nucleotide messenger RNA. The record is from the annotation of a GenBank genome assembly. Lineage: Eukaryota; Metazoa; Cnidaria; Anthozoa; Scleractinia; Poritidae.
GGUAUAGAGGAAGGCAGCCGUACAGACGUUUAUGUUUCCAUUCAUGGUCAAGAUAUCGACAACUGUGGCCCUCAGAGUGAACCAUGCCGGUCGAUAGCAAAAGCUGUUCAACAGGUUGAAAAAAACGGACGCAUUCAUCUUAAUGGCUCUGGAACGAAGGACCAGCCCUUUGACUGCAAGAGUAGACUGACGAAUGAUCAAUAUUGGGGAAUUUCUAUUGAUAAAAGCAUGUCCAUAGAACGCCUCGAUUCUAUCCCGCAUGUUAAUUGUGAAAAAGGAUUUCGCUUUCAUAAAGGUAAAGUACGAAUGAAAAUUACCUUGUCUGGGAUUGCAUUCGAGCAUGCGCCGCUUCUAUUUGAUGAUUGUAGCAGUGUUCAGCUUAUAAACUGCUCUUACAAGAACGCCGGGAAAAGAGCAGCCGUCAGCGUUCUGACGCAAAAUAUUCCCACACUCCACUUACACUUACAGGGACCAUCUCUAUUUCUAAACAACCAACGAUGCAUUGAAGUCUGGAUAAGAAACAAAGGGAAUUUUUUCCUAACACUUCGCGUGAACAACACCAUAUUUCAAGAGAAUGGCCUUCAAUCUAAUCAGUCAACUGGAGCUGUGAUUUCCAUACGAACCACCAUUAAACCCAAUUCAUCCGUGCGAGCUGAUCUUUCAGUAAACAACGUCACAAGCGUCGAAAACAAAGCUCGUUUCAUGCUGCUAGUUUUGCCGACAGCUAACUCAAAGGAAGUAUACAGCCAUGUAAAACUAUUAAACAAUAACUUGAGGUCAUCUAACACAACAAACAGUACCAGGCACUAUAUGGAUAGCAUGUACAUAUCCCAAGUAAGAAAAACUGAUACAAUAUUUCAUCACUUUCUGUGCGGUAACAACAGUGAUGAUUUGGCAUUAAGGUGCAUUAAGAUUUCUUCCAGCGAAGCUGACGUGACUAUAGAGAACUCUUCAUUUGUCGGACAAACUGUGACGAAAGGAAAGGGCGGAGCCUUGAGUAUUGAAUGCAAACUCAGUGCUUCCUUGGUUGUUAAAAACACUACUUUUGAGCGAAACAAGGCAUAUUCUGGUGGCGGUGCGAUUUUUUUCAACAGUGUGAAAGGAAAUCUGCUAAGGCUUGAACUCACCAAUGUAAAUUUUUCUGAAUGCGAGUCCGAAACCCAGGGCUCUGCGAUUCUGGUUGGGAAAACUCACAGUCUUAUAGCUAAACCGAUAAACUAUGUUCUGUACGCGCAUUUCACAAACGUUCGCGUCAAAAACUGUGCCUGUUCACACAGCAGUGUUGGUGUUAUGUUGAAAAGUGGGUUCGUGGAAUUUAAACGUUUUCACUGGGAAAACAGUGUUUCAAAGGUCUCUGGAGGUAUAUUCGUAGCAAGUACUGGUACUGUUAAGACAAAUGUUUCAAUUUUGAAGUCUAAUUUCACCGACAGUCAUUAUAAUGGAAGUGUGUUCGUGAGAAUCGAAGCGCUGAAAAAACACAGAGGGAAGGUCUUGCUAGCCAACACUUCUAUGUACAAUAAUCAAAAUAUAGCGUUGAUAAUCAACCCAAAAUAUGAAAUUUUGCUCAAGAACGUGACCAUCGCGUAUUGCAGACACGGAUUACAGACAUCCAAUGAAUGGUUGUUUCCCAGCCAACUUCCUUUGAAGCCUGUCGAAAUCCUAAUUGAAAACUGCACUUUUAAAGGCAAUGUCUACGAUGUGUCUAUAACUGUAAGAGAGGCUCGGUCUGUAUCGUUCACAGUGAACAACACGAAUUUCAUCGGCCAGUCAAACGGUCACGCGAUGCAAUUUUAUAUGCCCGCAGUGGGGAACAUAACCAAAACAUCGACAGCCACAGUAAAAAUAGACAAAGUGAUUUUUGAUGCUCGUCCUGCCAGCUGUUUCGCCCUUUAUUUCCAAGGAAAGAAGUAUGUAACCAUACGCCGGUCGACUUUUCGCCACUGCACGUCUGUUAACCAAGAGCUGUGGAACUAUGGUGAUAGUAAGUUUGCUUAUGAGACGGCAACAGGUGCUAUCUCGAUUCUCUCCAACCUGGACAAACGCUACAAAACAGGGUGCGUCCAACGAAACAUAAACAACACUCACCCUUUAUGGAGAUACGACACUCACGUGACUGUUGAAGAUACGUUAUUUCAAGAGAACGCUGGGCUCAAUGGGGGUGCAGUGUAUCUUAGUAACGGAAACACUACUUUUCGGAAUUGUUCAUUUGAAAACAAUUUGGCAGCAAUGAACACAGGUCAAGUUUAUUCCGCCUAUGGAACUGGUCAAGUAGAAUUUGUCAACUGCUCUUUUGUUAGUAGCAGGUACCAUGCAACUAUCUCUGGCAGGAAAUUCAAAAAUGCUGCCUUCUUUUAUUCUGAAAGCGGAGGACCCAUCAAGUUUCGGAACUCGUCUAUGUUUUCGAGCACCUCUACAAGGCGUUCGUUUUCUGUGUUGGUAGUUUACAACGGAGGAUACGUUGAUAUCGACCGCGAAACUAGCAUUCGCUGCGAAGGAAGUCAGAUGUCCCUUGCAAAUGCAACACGUUUUUUAUACACCGAAAAAAGACAACGCUUGUGCAUAGAAAACGUGACGGUCCUUUCGUUUUCCUGUAAGCUUUGCUCUCCCGGAUAUUACAGCCUACAAACUGGCUUUUCAAAAGGUCUUGCUGUAGAUGAUUCAUUCCAAUGUCAUCCAUGUCCCUUGGGAGCUACAUGCAUAGGAAACGAAUCAAGCAUCGCGGCAGUAGAAAACUUCUGGGGAUACAAUGUGUCGGAAAACGAUGCACAAGUACUCAACUUUGUUCCCUGCCCCAAGGGUUAUUGCCGCUCACCGAGCCCGCAAUCGUUAGUGUACAACAGUUGCCACGGAAACAGGAGUGGUUUUCUGUGUGGCCAGUGCGCGCCUGGUUACACUGAAUCACUAUUUAAUUCUGAGUGCAGAAAAACAGCUGAAUGUAAAGAUUACCUCUUCUGGAUAGCGAUAUUUCUCUUCUCGGCUGCCUUGGCGCUAUAUCUGUUAACUGAUCCUCCUUUGCUUCGACUUCUAAGUCCACAACAGAUUUUAUGGUUCAUGAAAAAGAAGGAGAGAAGACAAAGCGAAGAGAGCAGUGAAAACGGCAAAGAGCCAGACAGUGGUUAUACAAAAAUCGUGUUCUAUUACUACCAAGUCGCCGAUUUACUGCUAGGCAGUUCUCUUGACGACUUGGUUUUAGAAAUGCCCCUCGUUGUUGCUAUGAUUUCAGCAUUCAAUUUUCAAGUCCGCGCUUCUUACCUAAGAAUCGAUUGUCCAUUUCCGGGACUAACCCCAAUAACCAAAGAACUGCUUCUUUCUUUGGUGGUUGUCGCAACAAUGGCGAACCUCGCCCUCAUUUUCUGCGCCCACUUGGUUAUCAGCAAAUUCCAUAAGAAGUUGAGAAAGCCAUCGUUGAGCAGUUAUAUGGCCGUCUUCUUGGAGAUAUUGUUGCUAGGAUACGAUAGACUGGCUGAAACUUCGUUGGCACUGAUGCACUGUGUGAGUACUGGGGAUGAGAAUCGACUGUUCAUUGAUGGUACCACGAUCUGUUGGCAGCCGUGGCAAUACAUCGUUCUCGCGUACAUAAUCGUGUUUGUGGUACCCUUUAUCGCAGUCCUGUACUGCGGUUCUUUAAAGCUGCACAGUUCUUCCAUUUCUUCAGGUGAAUUUCUCGCAGCGUGUGCUAUUCCUUUGCCAUUUCUAAUCUAUUGGCUUUUCAAGCGCUUUUUCAAGGGAAGAAAUGAAGAAAAUGGUAGCGAAGACAAUAGCGCUGAAGUAAUGAAGGUCCUACAGGAGCCAUUUCGCGAUCCUUACUGGGAGAGCGUUAUGAUUGGUCGACGGCUCAUCCUUCUUACAUUUCACUCGUUCAUCCCUAACGCUAUGAUCCGACUUUUCUUCAUAGCUAGCGCAUGCGACUUCAUGGCCAUCCACCACAUAAUCAAGGACCCAUUCCGUAGUAAAACCGCUAACAUAGCCGAAACGAUGUCCUUAGUCACCUUGGCAAUCAUCGCCAAAAUCAGCCUGGUAAAGGCCACUCUCCUUUCUUCCGGGAUAAGUGCCAAGGGAACAAACAAGGAUUUCCUGGACGGACUUCAGUGGUUUGAAUUAGCUGCAAUGGGACUUGUUCCUGCAUUCUUGUCCUUGCUAGCUGCUUCAGCCAUUUUGUCGCAAACAUUCCGUUUGAUUAUUUAUAUUGUCAAGAAAAUUGCCCGACGCUUUCGAAAGGAUGCAUCUAUCGAGGAACUAACAGAGCCUCUUUGUAGUAGUAACCAAGAUUAUGGUAGCUGUUAA